Cynoglossus semilaevis (tongue sole) is the source of this 5398-nucleotide messenger RNA. It is a transcript of the gene dhx57, whose product is annotated as DEAH (Asp-Glu-Ala-Asp/His) box polypeptide 57. The transcript is spliced from 25 exons. Gene Ontology annotation, molecular function: ATP binding; metal ion binding; helicase activity. Lineage: Eukaryota; Metazoa; Chordata; Actinopteri; Pleuronectiformes; Cynoglossidae. Bases 341 to 4681 code for a protein of 1446 amino acids. The record is from RefSeq and is a predicted model, not a curated record. Gene Ontology annotation, cellular component: intracellular anatomical structure.
CAAACUUUACGGCACUAAACCGGAACAUGAAAUGUAAACAUCCGGGUUUUGCACCAAUGAAAGGGCUGCAAGCUGCCGGUGGUUUCAGUCGUCCCAGCCAACAGCACUGUGCGGAUGUUUGUAUCAGUGUCACGGCCACCGCGUGCACUUGGACUGAAGUGCCUCAAGCAGCGUCGUCGCAGGGAUAUGUGACUGUGCUCUUCAGUGGAUGUUUCUCAGUGUCGUCCUACUCAGUGCAAUAGACGCUCCUACCACUAAGAGGUAGAGGAAUAAACCACUCUACUCAUCUGUUUCUCAGAUUGGCUGCUAUGAUAAAGGACACCGAUUAAAGCAGAAGAGGAUGAGUACCAGGAGAAGAGGUGGAAAGCCAAACAGAGGAGGAGGGAGGUUUAACAAGCCCAGAGGUGGCGGAGGGGGUGGAAGCAAAAAAGGAGGCAGUGUGCGAUGGGAUGAUGAUGACGAUGAUUUCAGUCUGGAUUUUGGACCACCUCGUUCCAGCAGACCUGGCAAAGGACGAGGUGGCAGCAGCAACAGCCACUCUAGUAGUAGGGAUGGAGGUAGAGGUAGAGGAAGGGGAAGGGGAAGAGGAAGGGGCGGGGGAGACAGGAGUCACCAGACACCCGCACCUUUUAAAAGCAGCAGGCCCCUGCCGAGUUCACUGGCAAGAAUCAGGCCAAGUCCAAUAACAGGAGAGAGCAGCAGGCAGGUGAGCAGCACCAUGCCCAUGCAGAAGAUCUUCAUGACCAGCGAGAAUCAAAAACAACUCAGGGAGCUCCUGAGGGAUCUGCAGUCUCUGGAUCCUAACGAACCCUUUGAUGAAUAUGGCUCAGAUUAUUCAGAGGAAGAAGAAGAGGAGGAGGAGGAAUAUGAUGAGUUGGAUCACCGUGAAGAUGGUCAGUUUUGGGCCACAAAUGAUGAGCCAGUGGAGAGAGCAGAUAGCCCCAUGUAUGAUCCAGAGUCUGAUGAUGAACGACCCGCCCCUGAACCUGUCAUCUCCUUAUUUGCUAUAGGAAAACUCUGCAGAUAUGGUUUUGACCGGGAGCGCAGCAAGGUGGCGCUGCAGUGUAGUGGAGGUGAUUUUGGAGCAACUUUGGAGCAGCUUCUUCACCAGGUUUUCAGAGAGCGCUUUGGCCGGGAAGCUGUCACUCCCGAUGGUCUUGAGGCAGUUCCUAUGGAUGAGUGCUUGAACCAGAGGCAGGAGGAAGCCCUGGCUUUAACUGCCAUCUUUGGCGAGCGAUUCACCGAGCGAAUUGCUAACACUGUGUGGUCGAUAACGCUUGACUUCUCGCUGUUCUCACUGAGCGGUAAUAAGAUUGCUCAGGACGAGAGUCGAGGCGGAGAGAGAUCUGUCAAUAACCGUGAAAUAUGCAAGUUCUACUUAAAAAGUAAAGGCUGUCGCUUCGGGGACAAAUGCAGGUUUAAACACCAGAUUCCCAUUACAGACAGGUCUGGAGCUGGUUCCCCAGAUCUCACAAGUCCAAGCCAGCCUGGAUUCAGCAGCUAUUCUCCCCCUGAGUAUGAGCUAGAGAUUCGUUUCCCUAAAGGGAAUCGAUACCCAUUUCAGGCACCUAUAGUUGCGUUCAGCACCAACGAUGAGUCUAUGCGACCUGCAGGGCGUCUCACGGUGACUGAGAAGUUAUACGAGCAGGCCCUGGACGCAGCAAAGAUUAGUGAACCUAUCGUUUACACUCUGGCCACGUUGUGUGAAGAUGAAGCUUCCAUGAUGGAACUUCUGUCUGUCAGUCAUCACAAAUACAGCACACCACCACCUGUCGUAGCCGUAUCUACGCCCUCUUUAACCCCAGCUAAGAGCAAAACUUCAAAAAGCAACACUUUUGAGGAAACCAAAAAUCCUACUAUCAGUAGUGAAAAUACUCACAACAGAAGAACUCCCCCAUCCAGAAACCAAAGACCGUCGGACUUGCCAGAAGAGCUGGAUGAGAAGGAGGAAGGUCAGGAUCGGGAACAGGAAGCCGUUCCAGUUCACAGUGAAAGUUACGCCAGUUUGAGAAAGAUGGUGAAAAAGCACAGUAUCAAGUUUGAGAACUUACUGCAAGAGAACCGCAAGCUAUGCCGAGAUUUCCAAAAGAAGAAGUCAUCCAGGCGCUUCCUUUCCAUGCUGGAGCAGAGGAAAAGCCUGCCGGCUUGGCAAGAGAAAGAGAACAUUCUUGACCAGCUGGAGGCGUGUCAGGUGCUGGUUAUCAGUGGAAUGACAGGGUGUGGUAAAACAACUCAGAUCCCUCAGUUCAUUCUGGACGCCUCACUGAGUGGCCCCGCCAGUCAUGUAGCCAACAUCAUCUGCACUCAGCCCCGUCGUAUUUCUGCCAUCUCCGUGGCUCAAAGAGUGGCUCAGGAACGUGCCGAGAAUCUGGGGAACUCAGUGGGAUACCAGAUCCGACUGGAGAGCGUCAGAUCAUCUGCCACCAGACUCCUCUACUGCACUACAGGCGUGUUACUGAGGAGACUUGAGGGUGAAGCUGACCUCAAGGACGUCACUCAUGUUAUUGUGGAUGAGGUGCACGAGCGCACGGAGGAGAGUGACUUCCUGCUGUUGGUGCUCAAAGACCUGAUUUUGCAGAGGCCAGACAUGAGGAUUAUCCUCAUGAGUGCAACACUGAACGCCAACCUUUUCUCUGAAUAUUUUUACAACUGCCCAUCUGUCCAUAUUCCAGGACGCACGUUUCCUGUCGACCAGUUUUUUCUUGAAGAUGCAAUUGCUAAAACUGGCUAUGUCAUUGAGGAUGGCAGUCCUUAUCUGCGCUCAGGGAAGCAGAAUCAAUCUUUUACAGCUGGAAAAACAAGCAAGGUACCAGUCAGGGACGUAGUGGACGACUUGGCUGACGACGCAUGGAACUUCAUGUCUUUUUAUAAGAAGGAUUUUAUCAAAGACUCGGUGCCAGACCAGCAACUCAGCCUCCAGGAUCUCACAAUCAGAUACAAAGACACCAAGAAAUCUGUGCUGAAGACCAUGUCAGCAAUGGACCUGGAUAAGAUUAACGUGGAUUUGGUGGAAAACCUCCUGGAGUGGAUUGUCAGUGGGAAACACAACUACCCUGCAGGGGCAGUAUUGGUGUUUUUGCCAGGCCUGGCUGAGAUCAAGAUGCUGUAUGAACAACUGCAGUCCAACAGAAUGUUCAAUAACAGAGGCUCAACCAGGUGUGUGAUUUAUCCUCUUCACUCGACUCUGUCCAACGAGGAUCAGGAGGCUGUUUUCAGCAAACCUCCAGAGGGCGUCACAAAGAUCAUCAUCUCCACCAACAUUGCCGAGACGUCUGUCACCAUUGACGACGUGGUUUAUGUCAUCGACUCUGGCAAGAUGAAGGAGAAAGGUUACGACGCAUCUAAAAGCAUGGAGAGCCUGGAGGAAUCGUGGGUCUCUCGGGCCAACGCGCUGCAGAGGAAGGGUCGAGCCGGUCGCGUGGCCUCAGGCGUCUGUUUCCACCUCUUCACCAGCCACUGCUUCCAACACCACUUGGCUGAACAACAGCUGCCUGAGAUCCAGCGAGUGCCUCUGGAGCAGCUCUGCCUGCGGAUCAAAAUCCUGGAAGUGUUUGCCGAACAACCACUGGAGUCUGUAUUCUCUCGGCUCAUUGAGCCUCCGGCUAUGGGAAGUGUGGAUAUGGCAAAGCAGCGCCUGCAGGACCUGGGAGCUCUGACUGCAGACGAGAGGCUAACACCGCUAGGCUACCACCUGGCCAGCCUGCCUGUGGACGUGCGCAUUGGGAAACUGAUGCUGUUUGGUGCCAUCUUCCGUUGCCUCGACCCAGCUCUCACCAUCGCCGCUAGUCUGGCCUUCAAAUCACCAUUUGUAUCUCCCUGGGAUAAACGUGAGGAAGCCACUGAGAAGAAACUUGGCUUUGCAGGAAACAACAGUGACCACAUUGCUUUGUUAAAGGCCUACAAGGGAUGGUGUUCUGCUGCGAAGAAUGGUUACAAAGCCAGUUCUGUUUACUGCAGAGAGAACUUUCUGUCGUGGCGGGGCUUACAAGAGAUCGCCAGUCUCAAGAGGCAGUUUGCCGAGCUGCUGUCUGACAUUGGCUUCAUCAAGGAAGGGCUGAGGGCCAGGGUGAUCGAGCGCAUGUCAUCUAAUGCCUCGGAUGGAGUUCUAGAAGCUACUGGCCCUGAGGCCAACCUGAAUUCAGAAAAUCUUCGUCUGAUGUCUGCCAUGAUGUGUGCUGCCCUCUAUCCCAACGUGGUCCAGGUACAAGCCCCUCAGGGAAAUUACAAAAUGACCAGCACAGGAGCAAUGAAGAUGCAGCCGAGAGCCAACGAGCUCCGCUUCAUGACCAAGAACGACGGCUGCGUUCACAUCCACCCUUCAUCUGUUAACUACGCGGUCCGUCACUACGACAGUCCUUACCUGGUUUACCACGAGAAGGUGAAAACCAGCCGCGUCUUCAUCAGAGACUGCAGCAUGGUGUCGGUCUACACGCUGGUGCUGUUCGGAGGUGGACAGGUCAACUUGGAGCUGCACAAGGGGGAGUUCAUCAUCUCCCUGGACGAUGGAUGGAUCAGAUUUGCUGCUGCAUCUCAUCAGGUGGCCGAGUUGGUGAAAGAGCUGCGCUGGGAGUUGGACCAGCUGCUCGAGGACAAAAUCAGAAACCCCUGCAUGGACCUGUGCAACUGUCCUCGAGGCUCCCGCAUCAUCCACAUGAUCGUGCGCCUCAUAUCUACAGAGUAGCCCUGUGAACCUGCCCCUCCUGCCCCUUCAUCUCAAGGGCUUUAAUGCGAUGAUGUCUCCUUGUCCUGCGGCUAAUGCUGCACGGUACAUGUAAAUACGCUGAAACUGACUGACAUUUCUGCCACCUGCCACUUUAUCAGUUUACACUCGGCUCUUAUUGUGCUGCCACUGCUUUCAAAAGCUUUAAAAGAAAACAGGUCGUCAACAAACUUCCACAAGUUCAAUCGCAGAAAUGGAAGAGACACUUAAGCCAAGUUUUUUUUCUCCUGACUAGAUGCUGGGAAAACUCUUGAUGAUGUCACACUGUACGUGCAAUGAAUUUACUUGCACUGAUUGUUAAAUUUGAUACCAGGUACAGGUUAUAAACUGUAUACUGUAGUUCUUUUUAAUCUCACCUAUGUCUUCCUCACAUGUGAGAUUUGUUUUUGAGUCCAUAUUGGACUUCGUCAGUGUUGUGGGUUUUUAUUUAUGAUGCAUGAUUGACACGUCCAAGAUUGUCUGCAUGAGAAUCCGUAUCUAAACACAGAUGGAAUUGAACAGAAACUUUACAGCAACAGUGGAACAACACUUUUGAUCAACGUAAAUGAAAAGGCUCUUCGUAAAUCUGUAGAGCCUGAGGGGAGUCGCCAAAGAAUUUAACAGUAUAUUGUCUUUGCAAGUACGUCUUCAACUGUAAUUCACGCUGCAUUAACAAUAAAAAAAGGGGCAAAUAUAUGU